Molecule: messenger RNA, 1482 nt
Organism: Polyodon spathula (Mississippi paddlefish)
Lineage: Eukaryota; Metazoa; Chordata; Actinopteri; Acipenseriformes; Polyodontidae
Product: arf-GAP with SH3 domain, ANK repeat and PH domain-containing protein 2-like
Exons: 11
Coding region: 478-1482 (334 amino acids)
Biological process (GO): positive regulation of GTPase activity
Cellular component (GO): cytoplasm
Molecular function (GO): GTPase activator activity; protein binding
Source: RefSeq, a predicted model, not a curated record
UGCCUUCAUUGAAAAUCCGUGUUAGGAACUUUAAUGUUGUGCACUUGAUGGCAGAGCGCUAAUUCAAACGAGCGCUGUGUUUUUAUUCUUCACGAAAUCGUAUAUGAACUCAUAGGUACAAUCCAUCACGCUUUAGUUCUGGAACGUGUGCGCUCUCUAGUAUUCCCCAUUAAUAAAAAAUACCGUUUUUUUUUUCUUUCUCGGCGGCAGGAGGAAUAUGUAGGCUACAUCAGAUCGAAGACAGACUCCGAGAAAGAGAAAAACGUUGUACCCGGUUUUUUUUUUUUUUUUUUUUUUUUUUUUUUUUUUAUAUUCAGGAUUUCCUAUUCCAGUCCGGGAUUUGUUCUUUCCAGUACAAUGGUUUUAUUGGAGACGUAUCACCAGAUUGCUUCAUGUUGAACUUUUGCACGCUUUUAAUUUAGAGGGAAAGGGGAAAAAAAACAUUUUUUGUCGAUACAGAUAUAAUACAAGGAAAAAAUGCCGGACCAGAUUACAGUGUCGGAAUUCGUGUCCGAAACGAAUGAAGAUUACAAAGCACCCACCGCCUCUAACUUCACCACCAGAAUGUCUCAAUGCAGGAAUACCGUGUCCGCUCUGGAGGAGCACACAGGCUCCCGAGGAAAGACAGACAGUCGCUUUGCUUUUCUUGAGGCGCUAGAUGUUGACAGAGGUGUCCUGUACAAAAUGAAGAAGUCCGUCAAAGCAAUUUACACGUCUGGCAUGGCACAUGUGGAGAAUGAAGAGCAGUACACCCAGGCGCUGGAGAAGUUUGGAGAUAACUGUGUCUUCAGAGAUGACCCAGAUUUAGGAUCAGCUUUCCUCAAGUUCUCUGUGUUUACAAAGGAGUUGACUGCACUUUUCAAAAACUUGUUUCAAAACAUGAACAAUAUCAUCACUUUCCCACUUGAUAGUCUGCUAAAGGGAGACCUGAAAGGGGUUAAAGGGGAUCUGAAGAAGCCUUUCGACAAGGCCUGGAAAGACUAUGAAACUAAAGUUACGAAAAUAGAGAAAGAGAAAAAAGAGCUUGCAAAACAGCACGGGAUGAUCCGGACAGAAAUCAGCGGGGCAGAGAUAGCAGAAGAAAUGGAAAAAGAAAGACGGUUCUUUCAGUUACAGAUGUGCGAGUAUCUUCUCAAAGUCAAUGAAAUCAAGGUGAAGAAGGGAGUCGAUUUGCUUCAGAAUCUCAUCAAAUACUUCCAUGCCCAGUGCAAUUUCUUUCAGGAUGGAUUAAAAGCUGUUGAAAGUCUUAAACCUUCAAUCGAAAAACUUGCAACAGAUUUGCACACGAUCAAACAAGUACAGGAUGAAGAGAGGAAACAGCUCACUCAGCUGAGAGACGUGUUAAAAUCGGCUCUACAGGGGGAUCAGAAAGAGGAUUCUCAAGUUCGUCAGAGCGCUGCCUAUAGUUUACACCAGCCUCAGGGAAACAAAGAGCACGGUACUGAGAGAAGUGGAAACCUCUACAAAAAAAGUGACGGGUGA